Teleopsis dalmanni is the source of this 2790-nucleotide messenger RNA. RefSeq names its product acyl-CoA desaturase 1. The transcript has 6 exons. Gene Ontology annotation, cellular component: endoplasmic reticulum membrane. Bases 1018 to 2292 code for a protein of 424 amino acids. The record is from RefSeq and is a predicted model, not a curated record. Gene Ontology annotation, biological process: unsaturated fatty acid biosynthetic process. Lineage: Eukaryota; Metazoa; Arthropoda; Insecta; Diptera; Diopsidae. Gene Ontology annotation, molecular function: stearoyl-CoA 9-desaturase activity; iron ion binding.
AAAAGCCGGUAAACACCAUUUUUAAAAUAUUAAUUUGCUAAUGAAAAGAUUAAGAAGCUAUUUUUGCGGCAUUAGUAACUGGCACAAAAACGAUAAACUAAAAAAAGUACUUUGAGCUGCUAAAAAAUUGCAAAAAAUGUUGCAAACAGUGACUGAAUGUCUUCGCACGUAGUCAAUUAAUUAAAAAAGUAACAACAAAAACAUUGCAAGAACAACAAAAAAUGUCUCGGCCAAGUCUAAAAGAUUUUGAGAAAAAUUAAAUUUUGCGUAUCGCCGAGACUCAUUAGCCAACACUGCCAGCAGUGCCAGCAGUGCCAGCAUUGCUAGCUUAGCCAGCACUAUCCGCCUGUCUUACUGUGCCUGUCUUAUGAAGUAAAUAAAACAGAGCCAAAGUCAUCGGUAGCGUCGUCGGUGCUGUCAUCGUCUACGUCGACGCUCGUUUGUGCUCUACCGACAACCGAAACAGCAACACAAAUAAAGCUACGCAGUGCCUGCUCUUAUCAUUAAGCAACGAACAAUCGAGCAAUUAAAGUGAACAAGCAACGAGCCGAGCUUAAGAAGCACAGAUCUAUAAAUCGCUCGGUUAGACCCUAUCGAAGCUGGCUUUAAAAUUCCGUGUAAUUAUUUCAAGACAAACUGUGUGCUAACUGACUUCGUGCAAUGAACAUACUCAGCUUAUCCUAAGCAAGAAAUCAUUAAGCUCGGAUUUGAAAAAUAUCAAAUAUUUUUAUUUUCUAUAAACGAAAGAAUUUAAUCCAACAGUGCUCAGGUCCUUGCGCGAGUUUUACUAAAGAAAGGUGCAACGUGUGUUGAGUCUUUAUCGAAAUUUACAAGUAAAAAUGUGCAAACUGAACUUUUAAAUAAAAAAAUAUCAAAUUAAAAAUUAAAACAAAUAAACAAUUUUUUUAAGUGCUAAAUAGAGAAUUUUUGUAAAAUUCUGUUGAGGAAUUCUACGAAAAUCGAAGGACUACGUGAAUAAAGUUCUGGACUAAAUCACAGUGAGAAACAAACAAAAAGAUGGCUCCCAAUAUAAUAGGCAGCACCUUCAUUAUUGCUGAGACUGCCAUAUCUAAUGAUGGCAAUCACAAUAACAAAGCCGCGGCAGCUGGAACAACAACCACUACCGCAACUUGCCCCUCCACCAUCAAGGGCAAUGAUCGUGUGCCGACUCAAGGCGAACCUGCCCUAAUGAAAUCCAACGCCAAGAACGCAAAACUUGCUGAGAAUAGUGCCAUUCAGAAGAAACCCUAUAAAGUGGAAAUUGUUUGGGGAAAUAUAAUGCUCUUCAUUAUUUUGCAUUCAACUGCUUUGUAUGGAUUGUAUCUGAUAUUUGCUGAAAGUGCCUAUAUUGAAUUCGGUUUGAUCUAUAUAACUGGAUUUAUUGGCGGUUUGGGAAUUACUGCUGGCGUACAUCGUCUUUGGUCGCAUAGAGCAUACAAGGCCAAAUUGCCUUUGCGCAUAUUUCUUAUGUUGUGUCAAUCAUUGGCUUUCCAGAACAGCAUCUAUGAAUGGACACGAGAUCAUCGCGUACAUCACAAAUUCACCGACACUGACGCCGAUCCACACAACUCUAGACGCGGCUUCUUUUUUGCACAUAUGGGAUGGCUUUUAUGCAAAAAACACCCUGAUGUUAAAGAGAAGGGCAAACAAAUUGAUAUGAGUGACUUAUUGGCUGAUCCCGUUGUAGUCUUCCAACGCAAAUACUAUUUCAUCGUUAUGCCCAUAUGUUGUUUCGUGCUUCCUGCGCUGUUCCCAUAUUUCUAUUUGGGUUCAUCACUAAAAGUAUGUUUCUUUGUUUGCUCCAUGUUGCGUUACUGUCUGUCAUUGCACGGUACUUGGUUGGUUAAUAGCGCAGCUCAUUUCUACGGAAUGAAACCCUAUGACACCGCAAUAAGCUCAGUUGAAAGUAAGGUUGUGUCAAUUAUUGCUUUCGGUGAAGGUUGGCAUAACUAUCAUCAUGUCUUCCCUUGGGAUUAUAAAGCAGCUGAAUUAGGCACAUAUAAAUACAACUGGUCCACUGCUUUCAUAAAUUUGAUGGCUAAAAUUGGCCAAGCAUAUGACUUGAAAUCAGUUUCUGAAGAAAUGGUGCUGAAACGUGUCCGUCGUACUGGUGAUGGUACUCACUCAUCUGCCAUUGAUUGCAACAAUAACUCUACGAGUGGCAUCACAAACCAAAUGGUAUCAAAACUAAAUCACGAUGAUGAGCCCGUGAUGGUGUGGGGUUGGGAUGAUAAGGACAUUCUGGAGGAUGAUCGUAAAAAAGCUACAAUUCAUGAAAAGAAAGAGGAUUAGGUAGCAAACUUAUCAUUAUUCCAUUACUAUAAGAGUACAGUUUUUAAUUAUAAUAAUUAUAAUUGGUGGCUGUUACUUUCUUACAUACAUUAUACAUAAUAUGCACAAUAUGCACAAAGCCAAAUAAAACUCUUUGGGAAUUGAUGUGCUGAUUCGAAAUUUUAUAUUUACAAAUCAAAUUCUUUACCCAUCGUCAGGUCUGUUGUUUAAAACUCUAAAGAAUAAUUAAAAUUGCAAAAUUUUUAAUUGAAAGCGAGAGGAAUCUAGAGGGGUUCCCAAAAGAUUUAACUUUAAUUUCAACUCUAAAUUAAUGUUUUAUUAAUUAAUGUUAAUUAUAACGCGAGAGGUUCUAUUUUUAAGGAUAAUUCACAUUGCAGUGUUAAGGUUUAGUUUUUAAGGAAAUUGCUUGUAAAGUACGUGUUUCUAGUUAUAAAAAUUAUUAUAAUAUAUAUUUUUUGAUAUAUACAAACAAAUUUAUUUUCUAAAGUAAUUAUUUUU